AUGGACCAGAGAGGAUCCGAAUCCCCUCCCUCCGCCCUUGCAUGCGCAUUUGUUUCAUCUGGUCCCUCUGUACCUGCAUCUUACACUGAGAACCCAUCUCAAUCCUCUACUCUCACUGCAUCUGACGUUGAGGCAUUAAUUCAUCAGGUUCUAUCUCGUUCCUCUACUGCCUUGUCCGUCACAUCAGUUGGCCAACUUUGUGAACUAGGUUUGGAGUUGACAUUUUCUAACAAGGGUGUUGAUGUGCAGGAUCCACAGACGGGUCAACUAAUUGGGACCGGCCGUAAGAUUGGAUGUCUUUUUGAGCUUUCAUUCUUGCAAACUCCUACUCACUUAGCAGGUGCUGUCACAACACUCAUUGCCUCUUCCAACUUAUGGCAUGAACGUUUGGGUUAUGCCUCUCUACCACGUGUCCAACUUCUUGCAUCUCAAGAACGCAAACAUCGUCACAUCUUAAACACUGUAAGAGCUCUUCUCAUCUUUGCUUCACUUCCUGAACGCUUUUGGGGUGAGGCUGCUCUCACUGCUAUCUACACGAUUAAUCGUGUGCCUUCCCUGACUAUUCACAACCAAACUCCUUAUGAGCGCUUGUAUGGUAGCACACCUAACUAUUCUUUGCUUCGCGUCUUUGGUUGUAUCUGUUUUGUCACUCUUCCUCCACAUGAGCGUACUAAACUUGAACCCCGCUCUCGCUUGUGUUGCUUCCUUGGUUAUGGCAUCACUCAAAAAUAUAACUCAAGCUCAUUGGACGAACCUUCUACGACUGCUUCUAAUUUGCCUGAUUCGACUACGAAUCCUCCUGCUGCAUCACAUACUCCCAAGCCUUCUCAUGAACUUCGUCGCUCCGAUAGGGUAAGAGCACCACCUACUCAUCUCCAUGAUUAUCAUUGUUUUUCUGUUUUUACUACUAUUCACGAACCUCACUCUUAUCGUGAGGCUAGUGUUGACCCUCUUUGGCAAAAAGCUAUGUCUGAUGAACUAGAUGCCCUUUCUAAAACCCAUACAUGGGACUUGGUGGAUUUGCCUCUUGAGAAGUUUGCAGUGGGAUCAUUACGCCGCCUGAUCCAGGCUUGGUGCACCCAAAACGCCUCCCACGGCAUCGACCGGAUUCCGACGCCGAAGCCACCGCUUGACAAGUUUCAAGUCAUCAAACUCAUCAAACACCUUUCGAAACCUCAGCUCCAGCUGGAAACCGUCAGACAGUUGGAGCUCCUCGCAGCCGGGAGCGAAAGGAACAGGAAUCCUAUGGUGGAAGCCGGCGUGCCGAAAGCCAUGUUGUUGUUUAUUGCCACGUGUUUCAAGAACCAGCAAAUAAACGGCGUUGAAGAAGCUCUCAGCGUGCUCAACUUUAUCCCGGUUCCUUCGGGAGAACUAAAGCAAGAUCUUUCGGAGAAUGAUUGUAUUAUCGAUUCUCUAACGUGGGUUUUAUGUUGUGAGAUGGAAAAUCAUGCGGCAGUGAGAUCCCAUGCGAUGAUCGUGUUGAAAACAAUCAUCAAGCCCGGGAGCUCAAGCGCUGUAUUAGAAACGUUGAAGCCAGAAUUCUUUAAAGCGAUUGUAGGAGUUUUGAGGAGUGGAAAUAUCACUCAAGAAGGAAUUAAUGCUGCUUUGCAUGUGUUGUUAGAGGCAUCUGCUUGGGGAAGAAAUCGAAUAAUGAUGUUGGAAGCUGGCGCAGCAUUUGAGCUCAUUGAACUUGAAUUGGGGUUGCCAGAGAGGAGAACCACCGAGCUCAUUUUAGGAAUACUAUUUCAUCUAUGUUGUUGCGCCGAUGGGAGAGCUCAGUUUCUGAGCCACAGUGGAAGCAUUGCGGUGUUGUCGAAGAGGAUCUUGACGGUUUCAGCGGCGGCGGAUGAUCGGGCGGUUCUGAUCCUUUCAAUGAUUUGUAAGUUCUCUGCAGGGACAUAUCCGGUGCUUCAGGAGAUGUUGAGGGUUGGGGCUGUGGCAAAGCUUUGCUUGCUGCUCCAAAUUGACUGUGCCGCAUACUUGAAAGAGAAAGCAAGGGAAAUCCUGAGAUCUCAUUCGAAGGAGUGGAAGCAUUCUCCUUGCUUUGGUGUUAAUCCUCGAGAGAUCUAUAUCUAAGGUGAAAUGCAUAGAUGAGAUUAUCAUCACCUCCUUCGUCUCUUGUUAUCUAUUAUUAUCUCAU
Molecule: messenger RNA, 2140 nt
Organism: Corylus avellana
Lineage: Eukaryota; Viridiplantae; Streptophyta; Magnoliopsida; Fagales; Betulaceae
Source: RefSeq, a predicted model, not a curated record